Rhodamnia argentea is the source of this 1999-nucleotide messenger RNA. RefSeq names its product DEAD-box ATP-dependent RNA helicase 36. NCBI's taxonomy places the organism in Eukaryota, Viridiplantae, Streptophyta, Magnoliopsida, Myrtales, Myrtaceae. The transcript has 8 exons. The coding region runs from base 230 to 1732 and encodes 500 amino acids. Gene Ontology annotation, molecular function: ATP binding; nucleic acid binding; RNA helicase activity. The record is from RefSeq and is a predicted model, not a curated record.
AAUUCCCACGUGGAAACCCUAGCCUUCCCUCUCGUUAGUCCUCUCUAGACUCGCCGACCUGCCGCACCUCACGUGCGACUCUCUCGCCUUCUCACCGAGCGCCUUCCGGCGAGCAACCUCUCUUCGACGACCCGCGACCCGCCACCCGCGAGCAAACUCUCUCCAAGUCUCCGUCUCCAUCGCAGCCAGGAACAAGACUACUCCCACUUAGUUGUUCCUGGGCAUAGUAAUGAACCAGGAGUCCCAGGUGGAUGAGGACUUCCCCCUCUUCCGCAAAUGCUCCAAACACCCUAAAGCGCUACCGUCAUUAUCAAUAGCUACUUCCUCCUCCUCUGCCAGUCUCCCAGCUGAGACGUCGAUAGAGCAAGUGGAGAAAGUGACGGAGGAUACUAGCCUUGCUGGCACCGGAUCAAAGGAUUUCGCAACGUUCGGAGAUUUAGGGUUGGCUGAAUGGGCAGUGCAGACAUGCAAGGAGCUGGGGAUGCGCAAGCCAACUCCUGUCCAGGCUCACUGCAUCCCACAAAUCCUGGCCGGUCGAGAUGUUCUAGGCUUGGCCCAGACCGGCUCGGGAAAGACCGCUGCCUUUGCACUGCCCAUUCUCCACCGCCUAUCCCUUGACCCCUAUGGCAUAUUCGCCCUCGUUAUCACUCCCACCAGGGAAUUGGCUUAUCAGCUGGCAGAGCAGUUCAGGGCGUUGGGGUCGUGCCUGCACCUGAGGUGUACUGUGAUAGUGGGAGGAAUGGACAUGUUGAGCCAGGCCCAGAGUCUGAUGAAAAGGCCUCACGUUGUCAUCUCCACCCCAGGCAGGAUCAAGGUCUUGCUUGAUGAGAAUCCUGACAUCCCUCCUCUUUUCUCCAACACCAAGUUCCUAGUUUUGGAUGAAGCAGAUAGAGUGUUGGAUGUUGGUUUUGAAGAGGAGCUUAGAGUAAUCUUUCAGUGUUUGCCAAAGAAACGGCAGACCCUGUUAUUUUCUGCUACAAUUACCAGUGAUCUCCAGACGUUGCUCAAGCUUUCUUCAAAUAAGGCUUUCUUUUAUGAGGCAUAUGAAGGUUUCAAGACAGUUGACACUCUCAAACAGCAGUACAUAUUCAUCCCAAAAAAUGUCAAGGAUGUCUAUUUAUUUCAUGUUUUGUCCAAAAUGGAAGACAUGGGUAUCCGCUCGGUCAUGAUAUUUGUCUCCACCUGCAGAAGUUGUCACCUUCUAAGUUUAUUGCUGGAAGAACUUGAUCAAGAAGCUGCAGCGUUGCAUUCUUUAAAAUCCCAGAAUUUACGGCUUGCUGCUCUACACCGUUUCAAAUCUGGUCAAGUUCCUAUACUACUUGCAACUGAUGUUGCAAGUCGCGGUCUGGAUAUACCUACUGUUGACCUUGUCAUUAACUAUGACAUCCCCCAGUUUCCUCGAGAUUACGUCCAUCGUGUUGGCCGUACUGCAAGAGCAGGCAGAGGAGGGUUAGCUAUUAGUUUUGUUACCCAGGAUGACAUUACAUUGAUUCAAGAGAUUGAGGCAGAUCUCGGCAGACAACUUGAGAAGUUUGAAUGUAAAGAGAACAAGGUGCUUUCGGACAUUACGAAGGUUUACAAGGCCAGACGAGUGGCAGCCAUGAAAAUGACGGACGAUGGCUUUGAGGAAAAGGUGAGAGAGCGUAAAAAGCAGAAACGUAAGACGAUGGCUCGGAAGGGUUUAUUGAAUAAGAGGAGUAACAAGAGAAAACGAAGGUCGAACACCUCCUGAUAUCUUCCGAUAGUUCUUUUCAUCACCAAAAGCGCAGGCGCAGGCACAGGUGCAGGCACAGGCAUUUGGACAACCCAAUCAUGUGUUGGAGCUGCAUUUUUGUCGGAACAGUUUUGAUGAGUUUAUCCGGUGUAGAGUCUGUUUUUAAACUAUACAAUACCAAGGUACUAAAGUUGGUGCUGAAAGACAGACUCCUUUGUACAUGUCCUAGGUUUCUUUAAUGUUGAGAGGGAAAGGGGCUACCAAAAAUGGAGCGUGUUUUUGAAG